Molecule: messenger RNA, 2524 nt
Organism: Pseudo-nitzschia multistriata
Lineage: Eukaryota; Bacillariophyta; Bacillariophyceae; Bacillariales; Bacillariaceae
Source: the annotation of a GenBank genome assembly
GACGGAGACAACAUUGUGAAUCUUUUCCAUUGCUAACAAAACCCUUGGAUUAAGUAACUAGACUUUCACACUACAGAACAACAAGCAAUCUUGUCCCGAAAGACACCGAACAAAACAAUUCAAGAACAUCGUUGCGACAACAAACAGACGCCGCAAAAGCACGAUAACGAUGAUUUCUGUCCGGCCGCUUCCAUUGCGGCUGUUCCGGGGAGCGGRCUCCGCCGCUUGGCGCAGCUGCGCAAGGACGGCGGGCACCGUUGGUGGAAGCACCCGCGUCCCGGUYGUGGGUGCCGUACGAAACCUMCACCUGCACGAGUUUCCCUCCAUGGAACUGAUGAGGAACCACGGCAUCCGCACCCCCGGGGGCUACAUUGCCUCGACCCCGGACGAAGCCGAAGAACUGUUUCGGACUCACUUCCAAAAGUCUUCUCCCAGUGGAGAUGGUGCGUAUCGGUUCGGCGCAGCGUGCUCUCUACACAAUGGCAUGCAACAUCGUUCCCGAUUGUUCCUUUUGCUGCCUUCUGCCUCUCAUUCCUUGCGUUUCGUUCCCCUCRCGAAUCGUUCUUGUAGGAUCGUUGUUUCGCGACGCCGUCCUCAAGGCACAGGUSCUGUCGGGCGGCCGAMAUUCCGGRACCUUUCGGAACGGAUUCGAGGGCGGCGUCCACGUCGUUUCCGAUCCGGACCAGGCCCGCGAUUUUGCCGCGAACAUGCUGGGCCAAAAGCUCGUCACAAAACAGGCCCCCGAGGGGGUCGUGUGCAACCAGGUCCUUCUGGUGGAGCGCUUGAAGCUGCAGCGGGAGUUUUAUCUUUCGAUUCUCAUGGAUCGGUCCAGCCAGGGACCCCUCCUGAUCGGAUCGCCGGUCGGGGGCAGCAGCGGGACCUCGAUCGUAGAGAUCGCCCGAUCCCACCCGAAUCUUAUUUUCACGGAAGAAAUAGAUAUCAUGGACGGAUUGGAGCUCGAUCAGUGCGAGCGCAUGGCRGAAAACAUCGGAUUGGAUCCGGGCUCGGAUCCGGCGACCUUCGAUCAGGCGGUGGACACGAUGAUGAAACUCUACGAGGUGUUCGAAAAGCGCGAUUGCACGCAGAUCGAGGUCAAUCCGCUGGCAGAAGCGGUGGGUUUCGACCAGCCCGGCGGCAAGGAGGCGACGGACAUGGUGGUGGUAGAUGCCAAGGUUCGGUUCGACGACAACGCGGCCUUUCGACAGGAAUCCAUCUUUGCCCAGAGGGACUACGACCAGGAAGACCCCCGCGAGGCCGAGGCAAUCAGSCACGGGAUCGACUAUAUCGGGCUGGACGGAAGCAUCGGGUGCAUGGUCAACGGCGCCGGCCUGGCGAUGGCCACGAUGGAUCUGAUCCAUUCCAAGGGCGGAAGGCCCUCCAACUUUUUGGACGUCGGCGGUGGAGCCGACGUGGACCAGAUCCGGGCCGCCUUUCGGAUCCUKGAGGCAGACCCGCGGGUCUCGGUCAUCCUGGUCAACAUCUUUGGGGGGCUGAUGCGCUKCGACGUGAUCGCCAGCGGCAUCCUGGGGGCCGCCGAAACGAUUGGCAUCCGGACCCCCCUGGUGGUCCGGCUCCAGGGAACCAACUACGAGGAAGCCAAGGCCCUCAUCGCCGAGUCCGGCGCGGGGCACAUCUCGAUGGCGAGCGACCUGGACGACGCCGCUACGCAGGCCGUGCGAACGGCGGAACGGCUGGCGGCCGGCGGCGGGGUGGGGCCGGAGGAGCUGGACGGCGGGGGGAUGGGUCUCCUGCCGGAGGCCGACGGCUUUGACGACGAUCCCCUGUCGAUCUCUCCCCAGAUUCCGGGAGACGCCGGCGGAGCAGCGAGGCGCGCAGCGAUACCGAGGUUCGAGGGCUUUUCGAUUUGAUGGCAGGCUGCUCGGCAUCGGGGGCGGACGAAGGGAGCUCGGAUUCCGAUCCGUGCAAACCGAGGAACACAAAAUCUGGUCUGCCCGUGAUCCGUGGGCACUCUUCAAACCAAACAGUACGGCGGAAAACGAGAAAUUCGCGGAAGCAGCACGCCGGCGACACCACGUCGUCCGACACUAGCGUUGCUGGAUCGCAUUGGGCGAACACGAUCUCGCCAGCUACUGUUGCUUUGCACAAGGCUCCUAUGCGUGCGCUUCGUGUUCUACCUGACAGUCCUCGCAAGCCGAAGAACAUUUGCUGUACGCAUAACUUGCCAGGACCUUUUUCUCGAAGCCACAGCAUCAUUGUACAAAGAUUCUUUUUGACUCGUCUCGUUGAUUCCAUCGAGAGCGAUGUGUGACGAACAACUUUGAUGCCGGAGGAAAAAAAAACAUGAAAACUUUUAAGCCCCGAUGUCUCAAUUGCGAGAGCUCGAACCAAAAUAUCCCCAGCGCAGGCCUUGUCCGUAGAGGCUACUUCGACCGGAUGCCCGUUGUACAUUGAAUUGCGGGAGCAUUUGGGAAUACGAAGCUAACGGGAAUAUGAUGAAAUUCCCGGUGACUGUUGCUGUACGCCACAUUUCGGUUGUCACAACCUAUAAAAAGACACAACAUCU